Bipolaris oryzae ATCC 44560 is the source of this 1095-nucleotide messenger RNA. RefSeq lists its product as uncharacterized. The transcript is spliced from 3 exons. The coding region runs from base 1 to 1095 and encodes 364 amino acids. Gene Ontology annotation, molecular function: FAD binding; D-amino-acid oxidase activity. Lineage: Eukaryota; Fungi; Ascomycota; Dothideomycetes; Pleosporales; Pleosporaceae. The record is from RefSeq and is a predicted model, not a curated record.
AUGUCCACCAAGAAUGUCGUCGUUGCGGGCGCAGGAGUCAUCGGGCUCUCGGCCGCCCUCGUGCUGUCCAGGCACAAGAACCUGAGCAUCACCGUCGUCGCCAAGCACAUGCCCGGCGACUAUGACAUAGAAUACGCUUCCCCCUGGGCUGGAGCUAACUACUUUCCUGUCGGCAAGCCGGGCUCCAUUCUGCAAAAGUUUGAGAGGGCUACCUGGCCGGAGCUCGAGCGGCUAUGUCGCCAAGUCCCAGAGGCUGGCAUCCACUUCCAGAACACGCGGGUGUAUGGAAGGAAGAAGGAUGCUGGCACGGCUACUGGCCAGUGGUUUGAGGAGCUGACAAAGGAAGAUGCUUGGUUCAAGGAUGUGGUCCCUAACUUCCGUGUCUUGCCCAAAAGCGAACUCCCAGAAGACUGUGAUACUGGCACCGAGUUCUCAUCUGUCUGCAUCAACACGGCCGUCUACCUGCCCUGGAUCCUCGGCCAAUGUGUGAAAGCCGGCGUCAUCAUCAAACGUGGCAUCCUCUCCCACAUCUCUGAAGCUGCCAGCUUCCACCCUUCUGGCCAUGCCGAUGUGAUUGUAAACUGCACUGGUCUUCUCGCCUCCAAGCUCGGUGGAGUCAUGGACUCGAACGUGUACCCGGGACGCGGCCAGAUUGUGCUCGUUAGGAACGAGCCAGGCGUCAUGCUGACCGUCAGUGGCACUGAUGAUGGCAGCGAAGAAGCCACCUACAUCAUGCAGCGAGCUGUUGGUGGAGGCACCAUUCUCGGUGGCUGUUUGCAGCAUGGCUCGUGGGAGAGCCAGCCUGAUCCUAACCUUGCACAGCGUAUCAUGCAGCGCUCCAUUGACUUGUGUCCUGCACUCGCACCAAAGACUGGAAAGGUAACUGAACUUGACAUUGUUAGGCAUGGUGUCGGUCUACGGCCCAUGCGGACUGGCGGACCUAGGGUUGAGAAGGAGGUGAUUGAUGGCAAGUGGGUCGUGCAUAGUUAUGGCCAUGCGGGUUACGGCUACCAGAGUGGUUGGGGAAGUGCAUGGGAAGCGGAGCAGUUAGUAUUGUCUAUUGUGCAAGACGACAAGACCAAGGCCAAACUUUAG